UCCGGUGUGGAUCAUCUCAGCGCGCGCGCACUCUCUGAGCAGCAUCUGUUCCAGCCUCUGUCUUCACAUCACUUUGUGUGUGUUACAGUGUUACAGUGUGUGUGUGUGUGUGUGUGUGUGGGUUAGAGUAUUAAAGUGUGUGUGUGUGUCUGUGUGUAAAGGUGUGUGUGAAGCGGACACUUGUUGUUCUGUCGUCAGGUAAACGCAGACGCUCUGGCUCAGUCUGGUGCGCACAUGGCACCUUGGACGCAGCGCGCGCGCAGCAUGGAGCCUCGCGCUGGAGAAUCAAAGCUGCUGAACUAAACUUUUUUUUUUUUUUUUUUUUUUUUUAAACAUUUUGGGGGCUUUUUUGUGGAAGGUUGAAAAGGAAAAAAAGAGCGCAGAGUGAUCCAUGUUGCGGUUAAAGCACAUUCUGAGCCUCCGGGCGCCGCGGACGCGGAGCUGCGCUUCCCCGGGAGUCAGACUCUCAUCCCGGGCUCCUUCGUGCCAAAGCCCUGGUGCCAGCUCGAGGAUUUACUGUGCGUGUUUGCUGCUGCUGCUGCUGCUCACACCGCGCGUGGACUCUUCAUGGUGGUACAUCGGUGCUCUCGGGGCCCGCGUCAUCUGCGACAACAUUCCAGGUUUGGUGAACAAGCAGCGGCAACUGUGCCAGCGUCACCCGGACAUCAUGCAGGCCAUCGGCGAGGGAACCAAGGAGUGGAUCAGGGAGUGCCAGCACCAGUUCAGACACCACCGCUGGAACUGCAGCACGCUGGACCGCGACCACACCGUGUUCGGACGCGUCCUGCUACGCAGCAGUCGCGAGGCGGCCUUCGUCUACGCCAUCUCGUCGGCAGGCGUGGUGUACGCGCUGACCCGCGCCUGCAGCCAGGGGAAGCUGAAGACGUGUCACUGCGACCCACACAAGCGCGGGCGAGCCAGCGACGAGCGGGGGGACUUCGACUGGGGCGGCUGCAGCGACAACAUCAACUACGGCAUCAAGUUCGCCAAAGCCUUCAUCGACGCCAAAGAGAGGACGGUGCGAGACGCGCGAGCGCUCAUGAACCUGCACAACAACCGCUGCGGCAGAACUGCCGUGAAGCGAUUCAUGAAGCUGAAGUGUAAAUGUCACGGUGUGAGCGGCUCCUGCACGCUGCGCACGUGCUGGAUGGCCAUGUCGGACUUCAGGAAGACCGGCGACUACCUGAGGAGGAAAUACAACGGCGCCAUCGAGGUGACGAUGAACCAGGACGGGACGGGCUUCGCCGUGGCCAACAAAGCCUUCAGGAAGGCCACCAAGAACGACCUGGUCUACUUCGAGAACUCUCCGGAUUAUUGCUUACAGGACAAAGCAGCAGGUUCUCUGGGAACAGCCGGGCGCGUCUGCAACAAGACGUCACGCGGCACCGACGGCUGCGAGGUCAUGUGCUGUGGGCGGGGCUACGACACCACGCGAGUCAAGCAGAUCACCAAGUGCGAGUGCAAGUUCAAGUGGUGCUGCGCCGUGGAGUGCAAGGACUGCGAGGAGGCGGUGGACGUGCACACGUGCAAGGCGCCCAAACGAGCCGAAUGGCUGGACCAGACCUGAGGACACGCCCCCCAUCACACCCACCCACCCUCCUGCAAAGCAGCCCCGCCCCUUUCCCCCCCCUUUUGCAGGACGUCCUGUAGAAACAUGGCAUUCUGGGAAAGUUUGUCCGAAAAGUGCGCUGCGUCCGGUUCCUCGUUGCAUGGCUUGUCUCCUCGUCUCUGUGAAAGCACUAGAAUCCAAUACCCGUCAAUAUGAAUUAUUACCCAUAAUCCCUGUGUGUGAACGGCCCGCGAGACUGAAGCGCUGGGAUCUGACGACGGAAAACCAGCGAGAACCAGUGAAAGCUGAGCGGAACUUUUCUCUGGCGCGUGGUCGGGAGUUUGCUGCUUUUGUGACGCUUUAACAGACACAUGUUACAUGAACUGAGCCUUCAAACAUAUCCAGUAUUAUUACAACAACAUCAUUUACUCACAUAGUUCCUUUAUCCUCGUGGGGAAAAAUACACCUCUUCUUUUUCUCUUUUUUUUGGUUCUUUUUAAAUUUGACCCAAAACAGUAUUCACUCGGACUUUGGGGAGAAGCUUUGCGAGUGCACUUUGAGAAGUGGACGUCCGGGAGUCCGGACGCGGGACAAGCGGAGGACAUGGAGACAGAUGAGUAAAUGCACGGAUGCAUUAUGCAACUGUAAAAAAACAAAAAAAGUGAUUUAUUUAAAAUGUUUAAGUGUUUCAUUCCUCGCCCGCGGACGAGGCUGCACUACAUGAGAGAGAGACAGAGAGAGAGAGAGAACCUGUAACCACGUACGUUAGUUUUCAGCAUGUUUAAGUCCUGGAUGAUUCACUCAGUCACACGUAACCACAACAUCAGACAGAUGUCACUUCUCUGCUCUCCAGCUUGCUUGUAUAACAAUGUGUAUAUUAACCUCAUCUAAACAGAAGUUCAAUUGAAAUAUAUGGUGCAUUAGUACGACA
Messenger RNA from Solea solea (common sole), 2480 nucleotides. Its product is annotated as protein Wnt-2b-A. The coding region runs from base 392 to 1567 and encodes 391 amino acids. The transcript has 5 exons. The record is from RefSeq and is a predicted model, not a curated record. Gene Ontology annotation, biological process: neuron differentiation; canonical Wnt signaling pathway; multicellular organism development. Lineage: Eukaryota; Metazoa; Chordata; Actinopteri; Pleuronectiformes; Soleidae. Gene Ontology annotation, molecular function: frizzled binding; cytokine activity. Gene Ontology annotation, cellular component: extracellular region.